UGUGAGUAGGUGUUGCCAUCUGCCUCCAAUUGCAGCAUGACCUGUCUGGUACCAGCUAGCAAGGAUGCUAUUCCAGUGCAGAGCAUCAAUCCUGGAUCAGAACUAAGGAAUGCAACUUAGUAACACAGCAAGGUACAGUCUAUAUUCUAUUCAUUCUAUGUGUGGAUUGCUUGUUAUGCAUGGGUUGCAUUCAGUAUAAUUAAAUGGAGGGGACAUCUGCUAGAUAGCUGCAUACAUUUGUCUCACUGUGCUGUGUAUUAAAUAGGCUUCUCAAGGUUAUAACACAAGGUUUAGCUGGAGCAAGAGCUGUACAAUUAAACCUGGGUCUGCAUAGCUGUGCUCUGUACAACCAACACGAGUUAAAUAGCAAAUGCAAGGUGUAUAGAGGCAAUGCUGCAAGGGGUUGGAAUCAGCAAUGGCUGUUUUAGAAGAAUCAUUAUUGGCAAAAUCUCAAAGGGAUGUUACAGACGGUAUUGAUUCAAACACUGUGCUGGUAUAGGAUAACCUGCAGUGAAAGGGUUAAACACAACAUGCAUGUUCGAUUUGCAAGUCAAUAUCCUAUUUAUUACUGAAAAUAAAUGUGUGUAUUAUGCACUAUUGAAAAAACAGCAUAGAAUAAUUUGAAGUGUCAUUGAAUGGAUCUUUUCUGUUUAUUUUUUUAUUGUAAUAUUAAAUAAUUAACAUUUAUAUUUUGCCUGCUUGUUUUCAAGGGGUAGCCAAGGGAGAAAGGACCCAGGUAAAGGAGAGGAGACCUAUUUUAGCAUCUUUAAUGUGUGUGUAUAUAUAUAUAUACAAUAAGCAGUCCAUUUGUGGGUGUUCAUUUUCAAAAUAUUUUUAAUUUAUUAAUAUAAAACUGUUUAACCCCUUGCAUUCUGAGCUACUUAAAAUGUAAGGAUUUUUUUUCAGUAUUUAAUUAUCACAAUUUAAUAUCUGAGGCUGGGUUUCUCAUUUUGAACCUUAAUGUUUAAGGUAAUGCAUAUAUAUUCAAUUGAACCCUUUGUGAUGGGAAAUUCAUAAUCCAACUGUUAAAAUAGGUGAAUAUUUUUAUAAAGUGUAUAUAGCUUAAAGGACGACUAUAGUGCCCUGAGGGUGCCCCCACCCUCAGGCUCCCCCUCUCGCCGGGCUCUGGGGAGAGGAAGGGGUUAAAAUCUUACCUUUCUCCAGCGCCGGGCGGGGAACUUUCCUCCUCCUCUCCUUCUUCCUUGCGACGUCAUUGGCUGAAUGCGCAUGCGCGGCAGGAGCCAUGCGCGCAUUCAGCCAGUUCAUAGGAAAGCAUUUACAAUGCUUUUCUAUGGACGCUGGCGUCUUCUUAUUGUGAUUUUCACAGUGAGAAGCACGCAAGCGCCUCUAGCGGCUGUCAAUGAGACAGCCACUAGAGGCUUUAGAGGCUGGAUUAACCCUCAGUGUAAACAUAGCAGUUUCUCUGAAACUGCUAUGUUUAUAAAAAAAAAAAAGGGUUAAUCCUAGCUGGACCAGGCACCCAGACCACUUAAUUAAGCUGAAGUGGUCUGGGUGCCUAUAGUGGUCCUUUAAAGGGACACUCCAUUGACCAAAUACAAAAAUAAAUGAUAAAAUCACCGUAUUGUAGAUAUGCCCCAAAGAAAACAUAAAUGUAUUUAAUUGUGCAUUUUAAUUGGGGUAUAACUAAACCUAGCUUGCAAAAGCUGCUGACCUUGUCUGCAGCAUUUGCAAGCCCUCCCCUUCUAACCCCACUCAGAUGUUCUGUGGCUGUCCAAUCACAGACUUCUCAAUGCAAGGCAGGUACUCUGGACAAUUGCUGCCUCUUGAGUUUAGCUCCACUGAGCUUUCCAAACCAGGAAGUAACAGAACCGGUAGUCUGAUUGACAGCCAGGGGGUGUAGCAAGGUUCAUUUAUAAAAGUGUUAAUUUAUAUUGAAAUCUGAAAAAUGAAAAAGAGGGCAUGCUCUUCACACAUAAAGCAGUUCAGAAAACUAAUGUGCUGAAGUGUCCCUUUAAGAAGAGGUCAGGGUUUCAAGAACCCCAGUUUAAACAGCCACCUGUCUGUAACAGACAGAAUGGGGGUAGAGGGAGGGACAGUAUCGCGGAAGACAAUGAGAUUGCUAAUUAAAUGUGAGUGAUGCGUCUAGGUACAAGUCUGAGUCCAGGGCUCAAUUCAGGAAUACUGACUGGAAAACCUGUUUAGGUCCAUUGGUAAUCAAAUGUGGCUGUGUGUCAGCUUAAAUAGAAUAAAGCACUUAUACUUGCCUCCAUAAAUCUCACAAGUGCUCUCUUUCAAAUAUAAUAACCCAAACUUGGGGUUUCAUAUACACAAUAAAUACAUAUUUUGGAAACAUAUUGCCGUUGAUGGGUUCUAGAGUUAUAAUAAACAGCAAGAACACAUUUUGAGUGGAAAUGUGAAUGUCUCUAAAACCACAUAACUACUAUACAGUUUUCUAUACUCUUUUCCCAUAAUACAUGCUUCAGUAUUAUCUUUCUUUUAUAUAUUGUUUGAGUUCCUUUAUUUUAAAAAAUAUAGCAGUAAGUUACAUAUGACCUACCCUGCCCGACACGUUCGAAAUUCAUCUCUGGGGCAGCAGCUGCUAUUUGUGGCACUUUCCUUAGAGAUAUGCUGGGAGAGGAGCUGUGACACCAGACAGAAUCUCACUGGGAUGUGCUGGAACAACAAAUCUGAUCCAUGGAGACCCCACCUCACAACUUGCAGGACUUAAAGGAUCUGCUUCUAAGAUACCCCAGGGCACGUUAAGAGGUCUUGUGGAGUCCAUGCCACGACGCAUAACAGUAUGAGUGGCACCUACACGAUAUUAGGCAGGUGGUUUUAAUGGUGUGGCUGAUCAGUGUUUAUGAUCUGGUGCUUGCCUGAGAUUUGGGCAGUGGUAUCUGAUGAAGUUUAAAGAUGGUGAGUUUAGCCCUUUAGCCCCAUGAGAUGCCAUGCCCUGUUCAAAGCCAUCUGUCUCUAAAAGCGAGAAUGGACCCAUACCAAUGCCAAUGUGGUAUUAGGCCUAGUUUAACCGUUGUAACUCUUUACUUUUAGGAUUGUCUUUGUGUCAGGCUUUCUUGGUGUUGUCCUACGGCUUUGUUAUCACUAGUAUAUGACGCUGUUACCUGCAUUAUGCCGACUUUAUCUCCUGAUAUUUUCUUUAUGCAAAUUUUUUUUUUUUUACAGUGAAAAUGGAAACUACAGAUAUAAUCAUGACACACACAUGUCUUUUCUAAUGCAUACUUAUCAGUAGUCCAACUAAAAAGAUUUUGCAAGAAAAUCUUGGGGGAGAGGGGGCAGUGCUCCCCUGCUCCUAUUAACCAUCCUCCACAGUUUAAGGCACUUUGCCUCACAAUGUUAUACACAGCGUGCAUUAAUGUCUGUAAUGCAGUGUGGCGUCACCCAUUGUGUAAUAAUGGAUUUGAAAUCGUCAUCUGUCUGUCGAAAUAAUGGUCAAAAUAUAAAAUAUACGUAUGCAUAUAUAAAUAUUAUUUCUCUGAGUGUUACUUUUCUUUCUUUCUUUUUUUUUUUUUAAUACAUAUUUAUAAUGUUUCAGUAUUGUCUAAAAAUGUUAAUUGCAGCUGGCAUUAAUGGAAUGAGUCUUUCGCAGACGUAAAUCGCAGCAUACAUUUUAUCAUCUUAGUCACAGUAACCAUACAAUGACAAAUGGUUAGAUGUUUAUGCAUCCCAUACUGAGCUGCCUUUGUGUGCAUGUCUUCUGAUCAAAAGCAAAUUAAAGAGACGUUUGUUAGCUUGAAUGGUAAAUACAAGAGAUUGACUUGUAAUUCUAAAGCUCAAAGGAAUAGUCCAACCUUUUUUGUUGUUGUUUUUACUUUUUCUACUGUAAGAGUUUAGAAAAUAAUAAAUUACUUUGCUUUUCUUUCUAAAUUCUAAAAAAUAUCUGAAUGAAAAACGCUGUUAGAGACAUUCCAUAUUGCAACAUCCUGAUGGAAGACUGAGGGUCGUAGAUGGAAAUAUACUUUUUACCCUUUUUCUAUGAGGUCACUGAUUGUCCCAAGACCGUUUUGUAGGCAUGAUCAAAGCACCCAUGUGUACAUGCAUUUUUUUAGUGGCUGAGUUUAGAAAGGGUACUUUGAAAGCAUAACCGACAAGCUUAUGUUGAUAUGCAAGAGUAUAAGACUAUUCGCUAAAGUGAGAAAUUGUAAUCAAAAUAAAACCAAACUACAAAUUUCAGGCCACAAUAAAGAAUUAAAAAAUUCUCCAACUUGGUUAUAGUCACAGCUCAGCUAUUAUAGCUUGAAUUGCACAAUUUAACAUUAAGUUCACUGGAACUCACUGUGUUGAACAAGCCACUAGUGUGUAAACAGCUAUAUGAUUACUCCACCUACCACGAACACUUCAAUGAUUUGAAGUGGUCAUGGUGGUAGGAGUCAAUAUGUACAGUGUUUCAGCUUUUAAACAUUGCACAUACUGAGAUAUUCUUAAAGGAUAACUAUAGGUUCAGGAACACAAACAUGUAUUCCUGGCCCUGUAGUGUUAAAACCACCAUCUAGCCCGUCUUGGGCCCCUCAUGCCUCCAUAAAUAUAGCAAAAUCUUACUGUAUUCAAGCCUGAAGCUGUAGAUCUGCAUGCUGUUUGCCUCAGAUAAACAAGCUGUCUGCUGGCAUCAUCAGAAGUGGUGGCCUGAUCCAAUCACAGUGCUUCCCCAUAGGAUUGGCUGAGACUGACAAAGAGGCAUAUCAGGGGCAGAGCCAGCACAAUUCAAACACAGCCCUGGCCAGUCAGCAUCUCCUCAUAGAGAUGAAUUGAAUCAAUGAAUCUCCAUGAGGAAAGUUCAGUGUCUGCAUGCAAAGGGAGGAGACACUGAAUGUUUGGAUGCAUUUUAGGCAGCCAUGACCCAGGAAGGAUCUCUAACAGCCAUCUGAGGAGUGGCCAGUGAAGUUAUCACUAUGAUGUAAUGUAAACACUGCAUUUUCUCUGAAAAGACCGUGUUUACAGCAAAAAGCCUGAAGGUAAUGAUUCUACUCACCAGAACAAAUUCAAUAAGCUUGUUCUGGUGACUAUAGUGUCCCUUUAAUUGUGUGCUGUGGGCUUAUUGCACCCACAGCACAUGUGACUUAGGCAGCCCUUCUGGGCUACCUUAUAUCAUUUCCGUGCAUAAUUUAGGUCUUUUAAAGAAGUAAAAAUGUUACCCUUUCAGGGUCUCUGAAAAGCUAGAUCUCCCCUCCCACCGUGUGGGCGCUCCCUGCUGCCUCCCUCCGUUGCUUAUUUGUCUCCCUCCCUCUGCCUCCCACCCUGACCUUGCCGACCUUGCAAUCUGAGGGUGACACGACCCGACGAGGGGCGCAGAAAAGCACAGCUGGGAGCUUUGCCCUGUGCUGAAUUUCAGUUAAGUAAAACCUUUUAUUACAGGGUUUAUAACACAUUGAGAGGGAGGACCUUCUAGGUCCCCAUCUCAAAAGGGUUAUAGUAACCUUCCAAUUGCCACAAUCCCUACUGGCAAUAGCACACUCCUACUAACAUCCAAUGGUUGCAGGCUAUAGCCUCAAAGCAUUUUCUACUGAUUACAAUGUUUGACAGUGCAUUGACAUCUCUGUUGGCAGAGUACCACAGAAGUGAAAAGGCUGGGUCUAAUUUAGUGUGUAUAUGUAUUAAAAUGUUUCUGAGUGUGUAUGCGUGUAUGUUAAUGAAUGUGUGUGUGUGUAUAUGUGUCCAUUUGUGAGUUAUGUACGAUCCUGUGUGGGUGUAUAUGAAUGUGCCUGUGUAUAUGUGUCUGUGUGUAUAUGGAUGGAAAUGUGUGUGUAUAUGAAUGUGCCUGUGUAUAUGUGUCUGUGUGUAUAUGGAUGGAAAUGUGUGUGUAUAUGAAUGUGAGUAUUCCAUAAUAAAAAGGGUUUUGGAGGGUGCAGAGUGACACACGUAAAAAAUACUGCAGUUCAUGGAUUGGUGCCAGAAUUAAUUUCCUCCCCGGCUGUCAUUUAACCUAGGAACGCCUCUGGGUCUAAACAAUGUUUUUCACUAGUGAGAGUUUAUUUACUAUUUUUUUAUGUGAGGUCUUUCUCAGUUCUGCUGUUUGAGUAGGUGAUAAAAGUGCUUUAAAGGUCAUAAGAUCAUUUUUAUCAGUGCAGAGUUUCAUUGGGCUUGCUGGCAUCCUCAAGCACUGUUCUGAAGAUGCACAGACUCUAAUACCCUAGCCCUAACUCAAAGAUAAUGUUAUAUAAAAGAUAUAUUAUAUAAAUAUAUAAUGUACUGUGAAGAAUUAGGACAAAAUCAUGCCAUUUAUAUUUACAUUUAAUUUUAUAAAGUACUCACUCUUACAAAUUUUAGUUCAUUCUAAUUAAAGUGCCAUUUACUGGGUAUAAAACUAUACUAGUUACAACAUAACUAAGUAAAAUAUUUAUUUUCUGUCUUGUGAAUCACAUCCUUCAUCUGAUAAUAUGCCAGUGUUAUUACUCCAGCAAUCUAUAAAGGGAAACUAACUCAUCACUAACAGAAAAACAAACUCAUUUUCCUGGCACUAUAGCUUCCCGCUCCGUCAAGGCCCCCCUGUGGUGCAGAAGGGGUUAAUUACCCCCUUCUCUCACUUACCUGGGUCCCACGCCAAUGUCCCUCGGCGCUGGCUCGGGUCCACCUUCACUCCUCCCCGCCGACAUCAGCCAUGGCUACGCUUGCAUUAGGAUUUUCCCACAGGAAAGCAUAGCAUGAGGACAUCCAGCAUCAUUUAGGCGACCAAAAGUCGCCUAAAGACCCGGACGUCCCUCUUGUGGUUGUCUAGUAGACAGCCACCAGAGGAGGUGUGAACCCAGGCAGGUAAUUAUUGCAGUGUAUUUAAAAACUGCAAUAGUUACAUGCUCAGGGUUAAGGGUGAUGGGACACUGCACCCAGACCACUUAAAUGAGCUGAAGUGGUUUGGGUGCCUACAGUGUCCCUUUAAGAAAACAAGUAUUUUAGGGAAGUCAUCCAAUUUGGCAUUCAUUAGACUUAAAGUACAUCUGUUAUGGCAAUCGUCAUAUGGAUUCACUUAGUAGAAAAUAAAUUUUUCUUUUUAUACAUCAUAUAUCGAAAUAGAGGAUCCCUCUAUAUUUUUGAAGUCCAUAGUAGUUACCGCUAUGUUAAACUACAAUUAUGCUGUCUGCCAAGUGUAGUACAGAGUCUAUAACAAUGCUUGACAGAGAGCUAAGAUGGAGGUGCCCCGUUGCAGGAUAAAAAUAUGUGGAUUUUUUGCCACAUUUAAUUUUAUUUUUCACACCUCACAAAUACAUACCAGUAAUUGUUAAAUAUGUAGGUAAAUAAACAGACCAUUUAAAAUUCUACAAAGUAAUGGUUCCCCUUUACGUUGUGUAGUGACUGAAGCCUGAGCAAGAGUAUGUGCAAACCUUCUCCAUAAUACUUCUCCAGGCGGAGAAGACAUACCACAAAAUAAUGCAAAAUGCGGACCUACAGUGAGGGAAAAAGGUAUUUAAUCCCCUGCUGAUUUUGAACGUUUGUCCACAGACAAAGAAAUGAUCAGUCUAUAAUUUUAAUGGUAGGUGUAUUUUAACAGUGAGAGACAGAAUAACAAAAAAAUUAAAUCCAGAAAAACACAUGUCAAAAAAGUUAUAAAUUGAUUUGCAUAUCGAUGAGUAAAAUAAGUAUUUGAUCACCUUUGAAUCAGCAAGAUUUGUGGCUCCCAGGCAUCUUUUAUACAGGUAACGAGCUGAGAUUAGGAGCACUCUAAUUUCAGCUCGUUACCUGUAUAAGAGACACCUGUCCACAGAAGCAAUCAAUCAAUCGAUCAGAUUCCAAACUCUCCACCAUGGCCAAGACCAAAGAGCUGUCCAAAGAUGUCAGGGACAAGAUUGUGGACCUACUCAAGGCUGGAAUGGGCUACAAGACCAUUGCCAAGCAGCUUGGUGAGAAGGCGACAACAGUUGGUGUGAUUAUUCACAAAUGGAAGAAACACAAAAUAACUGUCAGUCUCCCUCUGUGGAGUUUCAGUGAUCAUGAGAACGGUGAGGAAUCAGACCAGAAAUACACGGGAGGAUCUUGUUAAUGAUCUCAAGGCAGCUUGGACCAUAGUCACCAAGAAAACAAUUGGUAACACACUACGCUGUGAAGGACUGAACUCCUGCAAUGCCUGCAAGGUCCCACUGCUCAAGAAAGUACUUAUACAGGCUUGUCUGAAGUUUGCCAAUAAACAUCUGAAUGAUUCAGAAGAACUGGGUGAAAGUGUUCUGGUCAGAUGAGACCAAAAUCGAGCUCUUUGGCAUCAACUUAACUCGCCAUGUUUGGAGGAGGAGGAAUGCUGCCUAUGACCCCAAGAACACCAUCCCCACCAUCAAACAUGGAGGUGGAAACAUUAUGCUUUGGGGGUGUUUUUCUGCUAAGGGGACAGGACAAAUGCACCACAUUAAAGGGAUGAUGGACGGGACCAUGUACUGUCAAAUCUUGGGUGAGAACCUCCUUCCCUCAGCGAGGGCAUUGAAAAUGGGUCGUGGAUUUGUAUUCCAGCAUGACAAUUAUUACUAUUAUUUUAUUUAUAUAGGGCCAGCAAAUUCCGUAGCGCUGUACAAUGGGAUGAACCAAAACACACAGCCAAGUCAACAAAGGAGUGUCUCAAGAAAAAGUACAUUAAGGUCCUGGAGUGGCCUAGCCAGUCUCCAGACCUUAAUCCCAUAAAAAAUAUGUGGAGGGAGAUGAAGGUUCGAGUUGCCAAAUGUCAGCCUCGAAACCUUAAUGACUUGGAGAGGAUCUACAAAGAAGAGUGGGACAAACUCCCUCCUAAGAUGUGUGCAAACCUGGUGGCCAGCUACAAGAGACGUCUGUGAUUGCCAACAAGGGUUUUGCCACCAGGUACUUAGUUGAAUGGGGUCAAAUACUUAUUUUACUCAUUGACAUGCGAAUCAAUUUAUAACUUUUUUGACAUGCGUUUUUCUGCAGUUUUUUCUUUUUUGUUAUUCUGUCUCUCACUGUUAAAUUACACCUGCCAUUAAAAUUAUAGACUUGUCAGUGGGCAAACGUUCAAAAUCAGCAGGGGAUCUAAUACUUUUUUCCCUCACUGUAUAUACUGAGGAGGUCCCACGUGUAUAAAAGUUGUAGUUUUUGAUAAGCUAUUUCUAAUACAUAUCUGUCGUGGAAUAAAAGUCUUUGAGAUCUCAACAAUGAUGUGAUCUCAACAACUGAGCUUACAGAUAGUUUAUUAAAUAUCCAAGACUAAGGAGUAGAAUAGGAAACUGAUAUUGAUUUAUUAAUGAAAUGAAGCCAGUAAUAACCUACUCAUGGUUGAUGGUAUUAGUUGACUGCAUCUGCUGGAUUUACACUAAAGAACAAUGUCGAGUUGCAAAUACUAACCUUUACGUGCCCGUGGGAGGUCUGAUUGUGUACAUUGUCUAGAGCUUUGCUGAAUAAGAUGAUGGGUGAAAACAGAAGCAUGGAUAUGUAAAAAUGAGUGGGAAGUUAACACACACUCUGAGCACUCGAUGUAAUUAUUGAGAAUUGUUGUUUUAAAGGUUACAUGAUGUAAUGUGAAUAAAUCGUUUUUGUAUGUGGAGUCCGCCUGCAGAAAGUCCUGUGCUUUCCAUUUUGGGAUUUAUUUACUAAACAUUAAAUUGUAGUGAAUUGAAAAAUGGUUUGCAAAAUGUAGGCUAUAGCAGCUGGCUUGAAAAAAUCGCCAAUUCGGCUUCAGGCACAGCUGGUCUGUUUUUACCUAUAAUUUUUCCGUUCAGAUUACGGAAUGAAUAAAAACCUCAGUGUUCCAAGCUGCUGUUUUCGGAUGUGCCGUCUGUCUUUUGCACCUGGCAGUCCCUGUAGAGAAAUUACACAGAGAGCAGGGGAAAUUAAACAAUGUUACAGCUUCUCCUCCUUAUUUGCAUUGUAUGCCCUACCUGUGCCCAACCUGAACUGGAUUGUGAUGUCUGUUUCUAAAUGUUUAAAUUAACUUCAAAGAAAAAGAAGCGUCACAUGAUAAGGGUAAACACAAGUUAUGGAGAGAUUUAUGUACUUGAGUAAGAAAUUAAAGCUCUAUUCACUCCUAUGGACUGGAAGACACACAGUCCAGGGAGCUGUAAUCCUUACAACGACUUUCCCUGCUGAAUCCUCCAUGAGCUGGAACAAAGUGCUAAGCAGUGAUCAUAGCCCUUUCCCCUCCCAGUAACUAGACAACAUAGUUCUGGGAGUACAACUGAACUGAACUCUUUAAUGAAACAUGGUACAUGGUACAUGAGUGGCUAGAGGUUCCCAUCCUUUCCCAAACCACUAAAAUGGAUUGACACUGAACCAAAAAGUAACCAAGUACAACGGUCUGUAGUGGUUAUAGUGCUAGACAGCCCCUUUAAUUCUUCUCUCCCGUCUCGAACACUUGUUAUCAGAUACUAGUGGGUUUUGGUUUUUUUGUGUACUGUUUUACGGUUUGCAAAAGUGUGUACCAUAUCUGAUAUCAUCAAAUGCUUUAUGCUACAUUUAUUAUGGUGUUAUGUUUAAUAUUGUUUAAUUUAAAGGACCACUAUAGUGCCAUUUUCCUGGCACUAUAGGAUCUUUGGGUCCCCCCCCCCACCCUCAGGGUCCCCCUCCCACCGGGCUCAAGAGGGGUUAUGGGGUUAAACACUUACCUUUCCCCAGCGCCGGGCUCCCUCGGUGCUGGGGACUCUCCUCCCUCUUCCGCCGAAUGCGCAUGUGCUACAAGAGCCGCGCAUGCAUUCAAUCAGUCCAUAGGAAAGCAUUUCUCAAUGCUUUCCUAUGGACGGCAGCGUCUUCUCACUGUGAAAAUCGCAGUGAGAAGUGCGGAAGCGCCUCUAGCGGCUGUCAAUGAGACAGCCACUAGAGGCUGGAUUAACCAUAUUGUAAACAUAGCAGCUUCUCUGAAACUGCUAUGUUUACAGCUGCAGGGGUAACCCUAGAUGGACCUGGCACCCAGACCACUUCAUUGAGCUGAAGUAGUCUGGGUGCCUAUAGUGGUCCUUUAACUGUAUAUUACUACAUAUCCCAGGGAGGAAUCAUCUGAACCUAUGCUAAUCAGAGAAAUAUAAGGGGUGUAGCUACAGAUACAUAUUAAACAGUAUGCUUCUAACUAGCCUUCAAGUAAAAAAUGGGCAUCCCACUGUGUUGUGGUCGUGACCUAAAUAUGAAUAUUAAUCUCUUAAUACAUAAUAAUUAAGCAAUACGGAACAACAUUAAUAUUUUUAUAAUUCAUGGUAUUAUGGUCGAAUAUGUGGAUAGAAAAUACACAAAACAUUGUAAUAUUAAAUGUAUAUUUAAUAUAACUAUAACAAAUAAACAGAUGCUAGCAGAAUGUCAAUUUACUACAAUUAUGAUACAAUACAAAACUACAACAUAUUACUUACAAAAGGUUGCUACAUGUUACACAAAAGGCUAAAUGUUCAUUUUACUUACAAGGCCCCAGCCCUUUGGCUGGGGUUAAGUCAGAGCUGGUACUACAUCUUAGGUUCAGUCAGUUACAGGCAAAGGGACAGAGUUUUCUCCUCCAUCUGGUUUUAUUCAGUGUAAGUAGGCUGGCCUGUGAUGUCACUGCCAGAAGCACAUGUCUUCCUACACACUCCCCCUAGUGGUGCCCCCAAAGCAUUACACUAAAUAUGCUUUCUUUAUGAUGUAAAGUCAUUAAUUAAUAAAUACCAUUACAAACCACCCUUUGACUUAUGUCAUAAAACAAGCAUUUAUAAAACCAGUACAUUUUGAAUCUUCCCCAUUUUAACACUACCUGCCCUACAACAAAACCCACCUUUUGAAGAACGAUACCCAUUUACCCAUUAAUUAUUACCCAUUAACAUUUUAUUGCUUAUAUAAAUGUUCACCAUUGAGCACAUGCAUUACCAGUUGGGAAAUAGGCACAUACCCACCCUUAUAAUAAUGAACAACUCAAACCAUGUUUUAUUAGAUUAACCAAUGAUAUUGUGUUCAUGUGAGGAUGUGUUUUGGAGCUUAAUAUAGUAUUAGACACCACAAACUCAUAACACCUAUGAAUCAUGGCACAGACCGACUCGAUUUCUGUAGCCUCUGGCUGGUCUGUGUGCCUGGAAUUUUCACAAACAUUAGUCCUGGAAACUGGAUACUCUAUUCUUCGACAGUCUCAUAGAACAUACUCAUGGAGACAGGGAUGAAUGAAACAGUUCAUGUGAUCAAGGACUUUUGUGUGUUUGUGGUCACAUUGUUUUGUUUUUUCUUUCUUUAUACCAUUAACCACCUUGACAUAACAGUUUCCUGCUCCUGAUGCAUUUUGUUCCGACUCUCACCACUCUUAGCUGCAAUAUUUUUUCUCCUUACAGCAACAGUUGAGCAUAGUGUCCAGUGCUUCUUCUUCUUCUGCUUAAAAUAUCCUUGCUUGAAAGUUCUUGAAUGAAAACACAGGCAAUGACGAACACAAACAUAAAUAAUAACUGUGCCAAUCAUCACAAGUACCAUUUGAUUGUGGUGUCUUAACCAUAUUUUUUUCCUAUGGCGUUUGGAUAAAUACCUACACACCUCUCUUCACAUCCAGCACACUCCUGAUUCACAGAUAAACACAAUGUCACUACAGUAUCGACCAAUUUAACCCAAACACUCGUUAUUACUGCUGCAUUUACCAAUUUAAUCUAAACACUCGUUAUCAUUGCUGUAUUUAACCAAUUUAAUCUAAACAUUAACCAAAACAAUUACAUUCCUAUUUACCACCCUUCUAUUUAAACAUGUAUAGAUAACCCAAAAUGCCUACUUUCUCUUAUCCCUCUUAUUUUUUUGUUUUUUGAACUGCAACCACUCAUGCACUUUACACAGACACAAAUCAAGCACCUACUGGACAAUGGGGUUCCCUCGUUAGAGCCCUCCCACCCCAGUUUGGUUUACACAAAAAUACCCCCUGGUCCCUAUGGGUCAAUUCCCCCCUUUCCCAGGCAAGCAUACAUACAUACAUACAUACAUACAACAAUAAUACAUAAGGGUUUCAAUUGCAAUACAAUCACUAGAAAUAAGAGAAUAGUAUGCACAAAAUCAUAGCAUAGACAUGUUAAAUAGACAAUAAAAUAAAACAUUCAAUAGCUCAUCAAAGGUCAACAUUUAAACACUGGUCUCCAUCUGAUAUUCUAUCUGUGUUCCAAUGUCCACCCCUGGUUUCUGCUAUAUCUGAAAAAGGUAAGAAAACAGAUCAGGAUUACUUUUCCUUGUCACUUAUAGCGUAUACUGCCAAAUCCUUUACUUAGCAUAUAUACAUAUAUACACAUAUAAAUACAUUCCCUAAACUUUUCAUUUUAUAAACAAUUUGUUCAACAAGGUAACUUUCUUAAUUUUCUACUUGGCUCUUAAAAUAAACAAUCAGCUAAUAGCUGCUUUCUGCAUCUUCUCUGCAAUUCAGGAAACACAUUUCUAGCCAACCUAAACAUGUUUAAUAACUCUCCACCCUUUGGUUAAAUUAUAGAGGAGUGAACCACAACACCUCUUCCGCCUCUGAAAGGAUAUAGGUCAAUAUGUCUCAAAGUUCAACACUUCUGACAGCUAUGAGUGACUCCCUAUUAAUUUCUAGCCUUUCCACGGACAUGCUUGCACCUCGCGGCUAAGGGCCUGCACAACUAACCACCCUGUGAUGGCAGUGGCUUUCCGCAUGGGGGUGACCGCCCCCGCAAAAUUAUAGAGGAGCAAACAUACAGCAGCCUCUUUUCCGGCUCGAUUAAAGGUUCUGGGCCAAUAUGUCUGCAAUUUAACCAGUACACUCACGUAUCACUUAUUGUAUAUUUCCUGGUCUCUCAGGAAUUUCUAUUAAAUAGCGUAUCCCCUUCCCAGGGCAAUAUACAACAAAAACUAGUCACCAAGGGUCUCUAUGGUCAUGAUAGGCCACCCUACCACUAGUGUAAUACGCCCUUUUUUUAAAAUAUAUUUCCUGGUCUCUCAGAGAUUUUGCCUAUCCCUUUCCCAGAGCAAUAUAUAUAAACAAUUACAAAUAAGUUACAAAACGCUACUUAUAAGUAAUACAGGGUUUCAAAUAAUAAUACAGGAUAGAACUGCACAACAACUAUUGGGUAUGCUCCCCCUUAUCCGGACACGUUUAAAUACCCCCUAGCUCAGGUUCCCCACCCGCUACUGUAACUAAAAUCACAGCCCACGUUAUGGAGGUUCACCCGCUAGGCAGAUACACCCUAAUUCAAAGCAUGGAAAUAUUAAAAUCAGUUAUAGAUGGCUUCUAAAAUAAUAUAAAUCUUAAUCUGAGCCCCUACACUUACUUUGUUAAAAAUGCUAACUUGUUAAAAUAUUCAGACUAAAUAGGACAAAGGAAUUAUUUUACCAUUUUUUCAGUUCAUUUGUUACCAGUUCCUGCAUAUGUCCAGUAAUUCCUUAGUCCUGGAUAAUAAAGCUGAAAAACACUCCACAAAUUGAUUAGUUUAGGCAAUUACAUUUACAAAACAAUGCAGUUUAUUUUUUCUCAUACAGGCAAGACUACCCACCCCCAACAAGGACAAAUUCUCCCCCAGCUGUAGCUGAAAAGCAUGGUCACACAGCUGUUAAAAAGGUGGUCUCUCCUUCAUGAGUCAAAAUCAUAUAUAUAUUUAUACUAAUAUUCUGUGUAUACGCACACAUAAAUCUAUUAUUCACUGAAUCUGCUUUACUAAACGUAUCUUUUUCUUAACUACUAAUUUAAUAAAUUUUGUCCAAAUCUCUUUUCAACUAGACAAAUCCAUGAAUGCCAAACAAAUGUAAAUUAGUACACAAACAGGGUCAAAUUUAGCAAUAAAACCUGGUGAACUAGUUUAGUGAAAAGUCUUUUCCUAUGCAAAUGGUAGCAAACAAUGAAACUAGGCCUCAACUCAUUCACACCAUGUGGUCAAUGGUGGAUUAAAAUCCACAUGGUCAGACAAAAAGUAAAAUUGUUUUUUGUUUUAUAUAUAAAAAUGACCAAAGGUUGGUAAAACGUAACAAGCAACACAAUAAUUCAUCACUAUGUUCUACAACAAGAGAUACCUUAAAAAACAAAUAUCUAAUCCCUAUCUGCUAUCUGCAUUCAUUCCAUUAAAACCAAAUCAUCAUUCAUUUAUUCAUUUGUAUACAGACAGACAAUUUACAGUAUGAUGUAAGCAAAAUGCAUAACAUUUAUAUUUUCCCCAAUAUUCAAGCAUAAUCCUGCCGACUACGCCAAAUGUUGUGGUCGUGACCUAAAUAUGAAUAUUAAUCUCUUAAUACAUAAUAAUUAAGCAAUACGGAACAACAUUAAUAUUUUUAUAAUUCAUGGUAUUAUGGUCGAAUAUGUGGAUAGAAAAUACACAAAACAUUGUAAUAUUAAAUGUAUAUUUAAUAUAACUAUAACAAAUAAACAGAUGCUAGCAGAAUGUCAAUUUACUACAAUUAUGAUACAAUACAAAACUACAACAUAUUACUUACAAAAGGUUGCUACAUGUUACACAAAAGGCUAAAUGUUCAUUUUACUUACAAGGCCCCAGCCCUUUGGCUGGGGUUAAGUCAGAGCUGGUACUACAUCUUAGGUUCAGUCAGUUACAGGCAAAGGGACAGAGUUUUCUCCUCCAUCUGGUUUUAUUCAGUGUAAGUAGGCUGGCCUGUGAUGUCACUGCCAGAAGCACAUGUCUUCCUACACACUCCCCCUAGUGGUGCCCCCAAAGCAUUACACUAAAUAUGCUUUCUUUAUGAUGUAAAGUCAUUAAUUAAUAAAUACCAUUACACACUGCAAAUAAGACUUUGUGGGUUCUACAUACAGAUGUGUCAAGAAAACAUGUCUUUCCUCAAGCAUUUAUGCAAAGAAGCCCUGAAUAAAUUUGGUAACAGAUGUGUUGGCUUCUACGUAGUAAACAAGAUGUACAAGUAACCAUUACAGCUUACAGCAAUUCACAAGUGAGCAAACCGCUAAUGGCAAAACAACUAAGUAUAACUUAGUAAUCACAAAACACAGACAUUUGGAAGCCCAUAGAAAAAAUGUAUGUGUUUAUAUUAUAUGUUGCCUUGAGAAGAUUCUAAUAGGUUUAUUAAAAAUUCCUUAUCUCCAUCAAAUGUAUAAAGUUACUAAAAUGUAUUUCAUUAUUUAAAUGUUUUAUGUUUUUGCAGGUGCGGUUUUAUUCAUAUGUUACGGGAAAAAGAAAUAUAAGGUUUUGACCACAGUCUGUAAACAAAAGUGCCUACGUUGGCAUCCUCACAGAUUUUUUCAAAUGUCAGAAUGCAAAAGAGAUUUUUCGGACACUGUAGAAGACAAAGAAUUACAUGAAGCUCAAUGUGUAAGAGACAAGAGUCAGAAUAAUGAGGUUAUAAAAUCCCUUCGCGGGUAUUCAGCCAUGAUGUUCCUCAGAAAAGGUAAACACAAAAGAAAAAAGAGCAGAAGCAGUCUGCGAAAUCUCUCCAUAGAGUUCAAAGAAAACGAGAAGUUACCACUGGCAGUGGGUGCAAUGACCAAGAAGUGUGAAGUUUUAGGGUUUGAAGAGGUUUCCAAUGAAUUUACUUGCACAUCGUCGAUUACAGACUCCUAUCAGCGAAACACUAAUAGAGAGUCCAGGUACUCCUUCCGAAAAUUGGAUGAUGGAACCUUUGCCAUAGAGAGGAAGAGCUCACUUGAACUUAAUCCAGAAAAGUCUGACCAUAAAAACACAAAACGGUCUAAAAAGAUGUGUCACCAGAAAGGACGUUAUGCAUGUACACCCAAUAAAAUCUGCUUUAAAAAAAGAAGCAAGACUCAUAGAAAUAGUUCAGAUUCAAAUGAUGAUAAACCUAUGUCUAAAAGCUGCACAUCUGAAAAUGACGGAGAGGGGGAAUGUCCACAGCACGAUGAGUCAAUGUGCAAAACAUGGGCAAGUUUUAAAAAGAUGGUAACAAGGAGAAAAAAAACGCAUUCUUCCUUAAAAAAACAGUCCCACCAGAACUGCCCGCACCCUGAAGCCAACACGAGGAAAAAUUGCAGUCAAUGUGCUUCAAACAAUAAAGGGUUCUCCAAACUUAAGAUUCCAUGCAUGACAUUUUACAGAGGAAAGAAGUCUUCAGAUAGCAUCAGUUCAGCUGAAGAAACAUCUUUUGUUGCGAAACCCUCAAACAUGCAGACAGAAGAGCCAGGAUCUGACUGUGAAAGAAGUGAUAAAGCUUUGGCAAUCAAAUAUAAGUUACAAAGGUCUCUAGAUGCGGAAAAUGGGGAAAUCGGCAGCGAUGUUGUUCAAUGUCCAUUUAAUUCUACAGUUGAAUUGCAGCCUUUACCUAAACAGAAGAAGAGCAUGGAUGAACUUACAGUAAACUCAGAUAUAACAUCUGUAGAUAAAGCAGCCAAGGGGAAAAAUGCAUCUAAUGGGGAUUAUGGUGGUAAGUCGGAAGAAAGAGAAAUGGAUCAUCCUUCAGAUGAUCUCAAAGAAGAUUCUGAAGUGAACAUUAACUCUGCGGAACAAAUGCUACAUGGUUGUAUGAUAAAAUGUUAUGUAGGUGAAAAACAAAUUCAAGAUACGGUCACUUCUGUACCAAAAGCAGAUGUAUCUCAUGAGGAUAAUCAUAUUCAACCAAUCACAGAAAGCAAGAACAUGGAAAAUACAGAGGUUGCUCAUCUCAGCAAUCUGAUUUACAGCAAAGAUAGGUUAAAUGUCUCUUUGAUCAAUGACCUCUCAAAUCAUAGUAUUGUAAUCUCAGAUCCAUAUGAGAUUAUGCUGAUGACAACGGCCACUUCUCUUGUGAAUAAGGUUAUUCAGUCAUCCAUUCAGCAGCUAGUGGAUGAAGGCGCUUUUCUCAACCACGCACCGAGCAAGCUUUUACCAAGACCCUCGUUCUGAGGAUCAAAGGUAUGGAAUUCAAAAUUCACUUUUUGAAAUAAUUCCUAAUGUCCUUGUUUAUCUUCAUUAUAGAUUUUUAAAUUCUAUAGAGUAAAAUCUAUUGCGUUGAAUUUAAUUGUGACCCAAUAUUUACGGACUAGUCUCAUCUGGUUUUACGUAUGUUGAGCUUCUAUUUGAGUUACGAGGAGUUUGGGGUUUCUCUUUCGCAGUUUCCCCUCACCCUCCUUUUGCUUCAAUAUGUAGAAAUUUACUAUCCCUCUUUUACACGGUGUGUUAUUACACCCUUCUACUGUGGUGUGAUGAGGUAGUUUAGGAAUAGGCUUAAUUAUUGUGAACUAGCAACUGUAUUAACUGGCUUAUACUAUACUUUUAUAUGUUUCCAUGACUUUCAUCUGUAGACACUGGCCCUCUAUUUAUUUCUCUUGGCCCAAUAACAUUUCAUUCAAUAGAGAAUACAGGAAGCAUUUUAAAAAAAUAUUAAUAAAUAGAUAAUUUAAAUUAUUAUUUUUUUUGCUGUUAUUGUUUACAACAACUUAGGAUAAAUCCUUGCCUCUAUUGCAAAGACAGCUGGGCCAUUCAAUUACUACAUGUGUGCACUAUUCUUUGUUUGUGUGCGCACAUUCUUCAGGUAAAAACUGUGGCUUAUCCUCCUUUUAAUUAUUUUCUGUUAAUAAAGCUAUUGCAAAUCUUUUAUUUGUUUUCCAUUCUGUCAAUCCCACUAAAUCCUAUGUUGUAGGAAUAGAAAGCAGGCAAAAUAGUCCAAUAUGCAAAAUAUCCUUAAACAAAAUGCAAUCAUUAAAAGUGGGUUUGUUAGAUAUUUGGAAUAUUUGUUUUAAUUUUGUAGUCUUUCUUUUUACAUGAAUGACCUUUUUUUUCUGUAAUUUUUGCAGGUGUAAUCGAUGGAGCGUAGCCAUGCCAGCACCAUAUCUGGUGUCCGAAAUAUUGCUGCUUCUUGUGUUGUGCUUAAUGGGGCAGAACGACUAGUAUUGGCCAUUCAGUAAAUCCAUUGAAUCUCUGAUCCCCAGCAAUCUUUUACAGACAUGCAGGAUAGACACCGUGCUCAUAAAGCAAGUAGAAUUUAUAAAUUCUAAAAAUGGAUAAAAACUCAGUAGUUCGACCUGUAACUAGUCAAAGCUCACGUUUCAUAUAUGUUUUAUCUCACUUGUGCCAUUACAGAGGGUUUUAUAAUUUUUUGGGGUCAAUCGUUUUAUAUGAGAUAUUUGCGGUAUUUGCAGAAAACAACGCAUUGAUAUUAAUUGCUCAACAAAUACAUUUUUAAAGGUAAAUCCCAUACCACAAUAGGAUAAACAAAUAAUAAGAGAGGAAUCACAUACACAUAUGCAUGGAGAAUUUGUGGUGUAAGAGGAUCUUUAUUCCCACGUCUCAAUGGUGUGAACAACUGUCAAGCAAGGCAUCUUAUUGGUGAUAACAGUAAGACAGAAAAUAUAUACAUAUGGAAAACUUGCAAUGUGAAAGGGUUUGCAAGAGUUAUCAGAGUAUUAGGACUAUACUUGCUUAUGGCACAAAAAUGUAAUUGUGUAUUACUAUCAUUAAAGUUACACAUUUAUAAAACAGCAAACAUGCGUUGAAGAAGGAAGCAAGCGCACUAAGCAGGCUAGGUUAUUUAGCCAAUUCCCCAUUUAGAGACCUGGGCUUGAGGCAUACGAUCAAUGGAAAAUGGGAGCCACAGCCCAGGAUCCAUAUCAUGAGGUCUGGGUAAGCCACAAGCCAGCCCCUAGGUAAAGAUACAGGCAAAAACACAAUGCCGACAAGUCUGAUGAACUCUGCAGCCCGUACUGUCCUUAUACUCCGAAGUUGAUAAUGGGAUAAAAAGUGGCAUUAAUUCACCAAGCUGCACCAAUGUCCUCCCCUCCUUCUGGGGUAGUUGCAAAAUAAUGGUGGUAUGGGGAGGUACACCGCCUGGUUGCCUGUCUCCUAUGGAAUGGCAUAGGCUGUGGUAUCUUCAAAGUGAAAGUAUGAAAUGGGCCCUUAGAGGUCUUCAGCGCAGUCUGAGCAACAUAGUCCUUUCUCCAAAUAAAUGCACCUAAACUCUCUACUUACUGUGGUUGGAUCGGCAUUCGAGCCUUAGUGUUUCUGCAAAGCUACAGUUGUUCCCAAAAUGCAGAACAUGGAUUUGUAGGAAUUGAGAAAACCUUCCACAUGCUUGAGAAAUCAUCAAUACAUGCCAAGCUGCCAUCGUGGAUGAGUAGCAAAAGAAUUACAAGCUCAUAUACCAGAAGCAUACUCUCAGUUGAGGAACACCCAUUGUAUGUGCUGAUAUAACUUUCACCAACAAGGGGGAAAAUAGGGAACUCUGCAAAGACUUCCAGUGUCCAUUAAACUCAGUCGAGAAAUUUGCCACCUUCCUCACACAAUUAGACAGCAAGUAGGCCACCUGACUAGCCCAACAGAAAGCAGGUUACUCAGAGGUGCUUGUUUGGUGAGCCCACAAGAUUGUAGAAUAUUGGUAAUAAUUGCAGUAGCAGUAAAUGCAAACGGAUAGACCUUAAAUACCGUAUAAUUUUUUCUCUCAGAGCUCCAUCAACAUCUGACUCGGCAUCCCCCCCGUUUCCCCCCACCAUAAUCCAAAUGCCGAUAUGUCCCCGCUGAACAAGACAUGCAGCAGCAUCCCAUCCAUAACAGAUAUGACUAUACUAUACCACCAAGAAAAAUUGUCAGCUGCCAAAUGAAAUGCUUCUACCAAAUUCUGUUCAAAUAGCCAUACUGUGACUUUCCUUCUAAAGUGCACCUAACUGCCCUAGUACAUAGAGAUGCCUAGAUGAAUAGACUUCUGCAAGCCUUUUAGUUUGUCCAUGACAGCUAGACUUGCCUUGUCCCCUCGCACAACAUGUAAGGAUAUUGUCAUUAAACAGUAUAAAAUUGUGUAUCAUUUUUACAGAUAUUGUGCUACAAACAAUUCUUGUCUACUAUCAAGCAGAAUCUGUUAAAUAAAAACAGACCAACUUAAAGGGCUUUAGGACUGGUAAAUAUGAACUGGUAAAUAAAUGUAAAGUUUAUUUGUGUGGACAUUUCUGAUCAUGUAUAGGAAUCUUAUUAGGUAUGUGAAUAAGAGAUAUAGAUUAUGCAUCUGCUCCUCAAGGUAAACAAUAAUAUCAAAGAAUAUCUUCAUAUACUUGCAUUCAACAGAUUAGAAUGCAGUUGUAUAUAGUAAUAUUGUCAUGUAAAAGAAACUAGACUAAAAUACAC
Messenger RNA from Pelobates cultripes (western spadefoot toad), 20822 nucleotides. NCBI's taxonomy places the organism in Eukaryota, Metazoa, Chordata, Amphibia, Anura, Pelobatidae. The record is from the annotation of a GenBank genome assembly.